This is a messenger RNA of Seminavis robusta, 3031 nucleotides long. Lineage: Eukaryota; Bacillariophyta; Bacillariophyceae; Naviculales; Naviculaceae. The record is from the annotation of a GenBank genome assembly.
UUCAAAAUCCAACCAAAAACAAAGACGGCGCUUUCUCAUUACAUUCAAAAAGGGUUCAUUCAUCUCUUCUUCAUCUAUCUGCAACACCAUUGAAAGGACCUGAUACCAUACUAACAACAACGUCACAAGUCUAGCUAGCUACUACUAGCGAGACUUCCCUUUGGAAAAAUGGGACGCAACAAGAAGAACAAGAACAAGCAAAAACAAGCCACGGUAGUAGCUGAAGCAGCCAAAGAAGACGCCCCUCUUGAUACCAAUGAUGCCAACAAAAAGGGACUUGCCGAAGCCGACGCGGCGGCUGGAUCCAUGUUGGUAGAUUCCAGCAGUAGCAAGAACAGUCCCAGUGGCACCAAACGAUCGCUGGAGGAUGACGAUGACGACAAGGUGAAACAGAAGGAGGAGGUCAAAUUGACCCGCAAACAAAAGCGCCAAAAAUUGAAUGAAAAGAACAAGUGGCCUCAACAGCCCAAAGUUAUCAAUCCAGAAGCCCGAGCCAAGGCGUACUUGCGCGUGGCUGGCAUUGAAGCCGUCAAGGAAGAUCAUGACCCCACGGAACAACAGCCGGAAGAAGAAAUGAUAGAAGAAAAGAUGAAAAACGAGGACCAAGACGCGGAAUGGCGUCGCUUUGGACGAUUCUUGGGUGCUUCCGAAGCUCGCACGCGGCACAAGGCUGUCAAGCGAUUGAGCCAGUAUUUGAGAGCCAAAUCAGGAUUCGGUCUAGAAGAUGCCAGUGACGUCGUUGGAUUGUCCGAACUGGAUCUGCUCAAGCUGUGGAAGGGACUUUGGUUUACGUUGUACAUGGCAGAUAAAGUACCGGUUCAGGAUGAGCUUGCCAAACACAUUGCCAAGUUGAUGUGGUGUCUGGCUGGGCCUGUCGAAGAAGAUAUUAUGGCUGGACAGGCUUAUCUCGAUAUGGAAAUGGAGCAGCAAAUGGCAUUGGAAGAAGCAGCACAGCAGCAGAAGCAAGAAGAAGAAAUGGAUGAUGACGAGGAUGAAGAAGAUGAUGACGACGAGGAUGAGACUCCCACUAUUCAUUGGAAACGCAACAAAAAGAAGAAAUCUGGGGACAAAGAGGAGGAGGAAGAUGACAGUGAGGACGAGGCCGAAGACGACGACAACGACAGUGAUGCAAUGGAUGAGGACAAUGAUGACGAAGAGGAUCAGGACCACAAACACAUUCGUGGUGCUCCCUUGGCACAAUUGAUGAUUCGCACAUUCUUUCGCACUCUGGUCCGUGAAUGGGGCAACAUGGACAAGUACCGUGUAGACAAAUUCUACACCCUCAUUCGAUACAUUCUCGCCGAAGUCUACAGGUACAUGGCCAAGCGACAGUGGAGUCUCGGGAUCAUCAAACUCUUCAAUGAUGCCAUUGCUGAAGAAGCAUUGAUGCAGCAGCCCAAUGGAGUGCGAUUUCAUCUCAUUGAUAUCGCUUUGGAGGAGUUGACCAAAGUUAUCCACCGCGGCGACAAGAAGAGCCCAUAUUUGCCCGUCACCGAAGCCAUCUUUUUGGAAAUCAUGGAGCCUUUCUUUUGCAUGGCUGCCCAUGGCUUUGGCGACAGGAUUGUCCAAGCAAGGGCCGUCGAGAAGGUGCUGGAAAAGUUUCUCAUGGAGUUCAGUUUGGUGAGUCCACCCAAAGACGACGACGACGAGUCCACCAAACGCAUCAUCCUGGAUCAAGUGCAUGUCAGCACCGUCAGCAAAUUCAUUUUUGAAAUGGCCAGUGAUGAAUCAACACCUGAAUCCAAUAGGAAGAGUCUGUAUGAUAUGCACAAGACGUACGAGCGUCAACGAACGAAAAUGGGAACCGAUCUGCAGCUAAACAGUUGCUUUGACAAGGAGGCUGGAGAGGAGGAAGUGGAGGAGGAUGGUUCCGAUGCCGACUACUUGGAAGAACAGAUCAUGGAAGAGGACGAUGACGACUUGAAGUAUCUCGGCUUUGUCAAAGAGAGCGACGACGACGAUGAUGAAGACGAUGACGCGCAACAAUCAACGAAGGCAGCGGAGAAGACAGCUGCCGGUGAAAAGAAGAAGAAGAAAAAGAAGGGCAAGAAGAAAGGCAAUGACGACGAGGAAAACCAAGGCAUGGCCAAAGCCCAAGAGCCAACCGACGUGAAAUUGCAGAAAAGGAAGGGCAAGAAACUGGACGAGAUGGAUAUCACGCAGCAUGGAGGUGACGAUGCCGAUGAUAAGAAGAAGCGAAAGAAAAGAAAAAAGGACAAGAAAAAGGCGGACAAAAGUGAAGAGCUGGAUGGCGGUGAAGACGUCUUGACAAUCACCAUGUCGGAUCAAAAGGCGGCGAAAGAAGCUCUGAACACACAAGAAGAAUUUGCGGAAGACAAUGACAAUAGCAGCGGACAGGGCAGCAAGAAGAAGAACAAGAAGAAAUCCAAGAAGGACGAUGAUUCAGCCGAUGAAGGCGAUGGGGACACGAAGACAAAGAAGAAGAAGAAGCUAAAGCGACGGGUGAGCUUUGACAAGCAUAACCAAGCAAGAUCGUGGAAGGCUUCCAUGGAUGGUCUGCGAACGCUGGAUCCCUCCGAAGCAGCAUCAAAGACUCCUGAAAAGAGCAUUCUGCUGAACAAGGACAAGAAGUCACCAAUCAACAAAAGUGCAAAGAAAAAAGGGAGGAAGCGUGCAGUGGACUACUUCUAGGCUUACGGUAGAGCUCUUUGCUGCCGUUCCCUGCAUAUUAUGCUUAUUGAGUUUGGGUCUAUGGGAUUGCAUCGAUUGUACUACUGUACUGUUGUCGUAGCACGGAAGAGUAAACAUACAUUAGAUCGCAUUUCCACAGCUCACAUCCUAGCCAGCUAGCUUGUAGAGGAGAGUUUCCAAAGAUCGCAAUGUUCAUGCGAUUCCGUCAACUUCUUUCCACCCAAUCUGCUUGUACUGGUAGAGCCCCGGUAGCUUCCAACUCGAAACCAGCUAUACAUAGCUGAACCGGGCUGCCACGGGAAGGUGAGUGCCUCCACCGCUAGUACAUUAAACUCAAUAGAAAAUCAUUGUUUCUGAGACUACUGGAUCAUGCUCUAGC